Pseudomassariella vexata is the source of this 360-nucleotide messenger RNA. RefSeq lists its product as uncharacterized. The record is from RefSeq and is a predicted model, not a curated record. Lineage: Eukaryota; Fungi; Ascomycota; Sordariomycetes; Amphisphaeriales; Pseudomassariaceae. Bases 1 to 360 code for a protein of 119 amino acids. The transcript has a single exon.
AUGAAUUCGGCCAUGUGCAAGCUUCUUGUCCAAAAUGUGAACAGCAUUGACUUGAAGCCAGUGCUGCACGAAAUUGGCCUGCACAGGGUAUGCAUUGUCGCCAAAGCUAUGUUGGACAACCAGGUCUUCGAGUCCUCCAUCCAUGCCGCAAUGUACAUCCCUGAUCUUUUCGAAAUUACACGAGCUCAGUGUCAAAAGGAAGGACUGUCUGCUGCUACAAUGACUCGAACCGACGCCCAGGCCAUGCUGGAUAUUGCAGAGCAUGAUCAGAAGGACUGUGAACUAUCAAUGCGAACCAUCGUUGUGGAAAAUGGAAGAGGUGUGAUAUGCGCGACUCAGUUCGACAAGACGAUUUCGUGA